This is a messenger RNA of Pollicipes pollicipes, 456 nucleotides long. RefSeq names its product serine protease 30-like. Gene Ontology annotation, biological process: proteolysis. Gene Ontology annotation, molecular function: serine-type endopeptidase activity. Lineage: Eukaryota; Metazoa; Arthropoda; Thecostraca; Pollicipedomorpha; Pollicipedidae. The record is from RefSeq and is a predicted model, not a curated record. The transcript is spliced from 2 exons. Bases 1 to 456 code for a protein of 151 amino acids.
AUGACCUGCGAGUCGAGGAGGUGGCGCAGCAGCGGCUGGCCGUCGCGCAGAUUCGUCGCGCACGCCGACUACAAGUACCCCAGCUAUCGGAAUGACAUCGCGCUGCUGCAGCUGGCCGAGCCGUACCGCAAGGGCGGCAAGCGGGCCGACGUGCUGCAGCGCGGCGACGUGACCGUGCGAGCGCGCGCCACCUGCAACCAGUGGUUCGCCGAGGCCGGAAAGUCGAUCACGCUGAAGGCAGGGCAGCUGUGCGCCGGUUACAAGGUGGGCGGCAAGGACGCGUGCCAGGGCGACAGCGGUGGCCCGCUCGUGGUCAGCACCAACGGCACCUACACGCUGGUGGGGAUCGUCUCGGCCGGCAUCGGCUGCGCCCGGCCCAGCCUGCCCGGUAUCUAUACGGACGUGCACCACUACGCCAAGUGGAUCGCGCGGAAGCUCGAGGACUCGGCCCAGUGA